CACUACUAUAUAACAAAUAAUUUGAGCCAGUAGCCAUGCCUGUGAGCAAAAGAACCGCCUCCGCUAACAGGGAAAAGAAGAGGAAAAGCCAAGGUGCAACCAAAAAAGAAAUGGCCGCUCCAAAGGGAAAUGCUGUUCCCACUAUUCUCUUCAUCACAUUGGCUGCUGUGUCCGUGUUUGUUCUUGUAUCAGAAUUCGGUUAUCACAUUCCUCAUGUGACCCCACUUCUGAAGAGUCAUAACCUGGCACACCCUAUAAUUUCUCCUAUGCUGAAGGAAUAUGGCAUUGAUGAAAAAAUCCAAACAGGAUUCCAAGUGUUGAAAAACGCCUUAAAACGGGUUACCCCUGAAAAGUAUCAUAUCCACUUUGAGAAAGCUGCUCCUGCAGAAGAAGCUGCACCUGUCGAAGAAGAAGCUGCUCCCGUUGAAGAAGAAGCUCCUGUCGAAGAAGCAGCUCCUGUCGAAGAGGCAGCUCCUGUCGAAAAAGCAGCUCCUGUUGUAGAAGAGGCUGCUGCUGUCGAAGAGGAAGCACCUGUUGAAGAAGAGGCUGCUGCUGUCGAAGAGGCAGCUCCUGUCGAAGAAGCAGCUCCUGUUGUUGAAGAGGCUGCUGCUGUCGAAGAGGAAGCACCUGUUGUAGAAGAGGCUGCUGCUGUCGAAGAGGAAGCACCUGUCGAAGAAGAGGCUGCUCCUGUCGAAGAGGAAGCAUCUGUUGAAGAAGAGGCAGCUCCUGUUGUUGAAGAGGCUGCUGCUGUCGAAGAGGAAGCACCUGUUGUAGAAGAGGUAGCUCCUGUCGAAGAGGAAGCACCUGUUGUAGAAGAGGCUGCUGCUGUCGAAGAGGAAGCACCUGUUGUAGAAGAGGCAGCUCCUGUCGAAGAGGAAGCACCUGUUGAAGAAGAGGCAGCUCCUGUCGAAGAGGAAGCACCUGUUGAAGAAGAGGCAGCUCCUGUUGUAAAAGAGGCUGCUGCUGUCGAAGAGGAAGCACCUAUUGAAGAAGAGGCAGCUCCUGUCGAAGAGGAAGCACCUGUUGAAGAAGAGGCUGCUCCUGUCGAAGAGGAAGCACCUGUUGAAGAAGAGGCUGCACCUGUUGUAGAAGAGGCUGUUGCUGUCGAAGAGGAAGCACCUGUUGAAGAAGAGGCAGCUCCUGUUGAAGAAGAGGCUGCUCCUGUCGAAGAGGCUGCUCCUGUCGAAGAGGAAGCACAUGUUGAAGAAGAGGCUGCACCUGUUGUAGAAGAGGCUGUUGCUGUCGAAGAGGAAGCACCUGUUGAAGAAGAGGCAGCUCCUGUUGUAGAAGAGGCUGUUGCUGUCGAAGAGGAAGCACCUGUUGAAGAAGAGGCAGCUCCUGUCGAAGAGGAAGCACCUGUCGAAGAAGAGGCUGCUCCUGUCGAAGAAGCAGCUCCUGUUGAAGAAGAGGCUGAUCCUGUCGAAGAAGCUGCUCCUGUCGAAGAGGAAGUACAUGUCGAAGAAGAAGCUGCUCCUGUUGAAGAGGAAGCGCCUGUUGAAGAAGAGGCUGCACCUGUUGAAGAAGAAGCACCUGUCGAAGAAGAGGCAGCUCCUGUCGAAGAAGAAGCACCUGUCGAAGAAGAGGCUGCUCCUGUCGAAGAAGCAGCUCCUGUAGAAGAGGCAGCACCUGUUGAAGAAGAAGCAGCUCCUGUCGAAGAGGCAGCACCUGUUGAAGAAGCAGCACCUGUUGAAGAAGAGGAAGCACCUGUCGAAGAGGCAGCAACUGUCGAAGAAGCAGCACCUGUCGAAGAAGAAGCACCUGUUGAAGAAGACAAUGUUGAAAUUAAUGAUGAUGCCCAUAUAGAGGCAUCGAUAUUAUGGCUUAUAGGGAUGCCGAGCAAAAACAAAGAAGCCACGAAACAGCCCAAAGCAGCACCUACUCAAGAAAAUGGAACAUCAGGUGCAGUAAUUGGAGCUAUUUUACUAGUAUGUGCAGUUGGAGGCAUGGCACUAGCAACUUCACAAUUUGGCAUCAACAUACCCUAUGUAUCUCCCAUUUUCCAACAAUUUGGCAUCGUUGCUCCAGCCAAACCUGUACUUCAGGCUGAGAUACCUUCCGAAAGUGUUGUUGAUACUCCCUUGAGUGAACCCGAAACUGCUCAGGAAAAAGAGGAAGCUACUGAAGACCAAAGUGAACCAACAGUAGAAGCCCCUAUAGAAUCUGAAGAAGAGGAUCCUGCAAAAGUCGAGGAAGUGCCCUUUUCUGUUUCUGAAGAUGCAGCUGAAGAUGUUAAAGAAAACGAGAUGGAAGCUGAGGAGACUACUGAAACAGUUGAAGUAGCUGCUCCCAUAGAAGAAGAGACUGCUCCUGUUGAAGAGGCAGCUCCUGUUGAAGCAGCUCCCGUUGAAAAAGCAGCUCCCGUUGAAGAAGCAGCUCCUGUUGAAGAAGCAGCUCCUGUUGAAGAAGCAGCUCCUGUUGAAGCAGCUCCCGUCGAAGAAGCAGCUCCUGUUGAAGCAGCUCCUGUCGAACAAUCAGCUCCUGUCGAAGAAGCAGCUCCUGUUGAAGCAGCUCCUGUCGAAGAAGCAGCUCCCGUCAAAGAAGCAGCUCCUGUUGAAGCAGCUCACGUUGAAGAAGCAGCUCCCGUUGAAGAAUCAGCUCCUGUCGAAGAAGCAGCUCCUGUUGAAGCAGCUCCCGUCGAAGAAGCAGCUCCUGUUGAAUCAGCUCCUGUCGAAGAAGCAGCUCCUUUUGAAGCAGCUCCCGUUGAAGAAUCAGCUUCUGUCGAAGAAGCAGCUCCUGUUGAAGCAGCUCCUGUCGAAGAAGCAGCUCCUGUUGAAGCAGCUCCCAUUGAAGAAUCAGCUCCUGUCGAAGAAGCAGCUCCUGUUGAAGCAGCUCCCGUCGAAGAAGCAGCUCCUGUUGAAGCAGCUCCUGUCGAAGAAGCAGCUCCUGUUGAAGCAGCUCCCGUUGAAGAAGCAGCUCCCGUUGAAGAAUCAGCUCCUGUCGAAGAAGCAGCUCCCGUCGAAGAAGCAGCUCCUGUCGAAGAAGCAGUUCCUGUUGAAGCAGCUCCUGUCCAAGAAGCAGCUCCCGUUGAAGAAGCAGCUCCUGUCGAAGAAGCAGCUCCCGUCGAAGAAGCAGCUCCCGUCGAAGAAGCAGCUCCCGUCGAAGAAGCAGCUCCUGUCGAAGAAGCAGCUCCCGUCGAAGAAGCAGCUCCCGUCGAAGAAGCAGCUCCCGUCGAAGAAGCAGCUCCCGUCGAAGAAGCAGCUCCCGUCGAAGAAGCAGCUCCCGUCGAAGAAGCAGCUCCUGUCGAAGAAGCAGCUCCUGUUGAAGAAGCAGCUCCUGUCGAAGAAGCAGCUCCCGUCGAAGAAGCAGCUCCCGUUGAAGAAGCAGCUCCUGUCGAAGAAGCAGCUCCUGUCGAAGAAGCUGCUCCUGUCGAAGAGGUAGCUCCUAUCGAAGAAGCAGCUCCUGUUGAAGAGGUAGCUCCUGCAGCUGAGGAGGAAGUUACAGAAGAAGAAAUUCCAUCAUAUUUGACAGACAAAGAAAGAGAAAGAUGGUCUGACAUAAAAGCUAGUUUUGAACUCAUGAAGACAGAUGCUGGUGCAGCUAAGGAAAAGUUUGACCAAUUAAACAACGACCUCGGCAAACGAUCACAUAUUGCAAUGUACGGCAGCGCUUUAGCAUUAGAGAAAUUAAUAGAGGUUGAUCCUAAACAGGAGAGAAAUGCGAUACAAGCAUUCAGAACUGUGGUCAAUUUCGGGAAAAAGCUCCCCAAAGAAAUUUUAAAGCCUGCUCUUCAAAGUGUAGUAAGGCUGUUAAUAAAGUCAGGAAGAGUGAGAAUGGCAGUGUCUACACUAGAGAAGUAUCUACCACACCACGGUGAAGAUUUGGAACUCAACUUAUUGCUAGUGGAUACUCAUAUACAAAAUGACGAUCCUGAAAAAGCCCUGGAGAUUGCCGCCUCUCUUAAUCAAGAUUCAAUUUCUGUUAAGUUGCUACAAGCGCAAGCGUACAAGACACUCUGGGACAAGGACAGGAGUGGAGAAGUAGAACCUCUGAACAAAGCCGCAGAUAUCCUGUUAUCAGUGACUGAUAAGACUGUCGAGGUUGUCUCUAUGUUGGGGGACUGCUUACAGAAAGCUGGCCGACCAGAUGAGGCCAUGAAAAUAUACGAAGAUGCUGUAGCAGCGGGAUUACUGACCUCCGUGUUCCAACGUCCCAGUAGCAUGAACAGAGCCCUGAAGGGAAUCCCCGUGUGGACUGAUCUGGAACUGACAGCAGUGGAGCUGACUCCUGAGGAUAGGGAGGCGAUUGUACAGGCUGUUAUCUACAAAGGUUUAUUCGGUGAUAUGGAGGGUGGUAAUACUAGAGAGGGAGUCUGGGGCUAUUUCGGUUUAUCUGAGAAUGGUAAAUGGUUAAAAGAGGAGUGUAAAGCAGUACCUGAAAUAUGUAAGAAGUUAAAAGCUGCUGGUUAUGGAACAGUCGGAAAGACGUACGUGUCGCUGCUGUACCCAUCAUCAAGCACAUUCCCACACAACGCUGCCACUAACGAACUCUUACACCUUAUAAUUCCUGCUAGCGGGAUUAUGAACUUAAGGAUCGCAGAUAAAAACUUAGUGCUAACUGACGAUCCAGUCGUAAUAGAUCCAUCAUUUGACAAAGAAUUCUCCAACGACGGGUCAGACGCGGCUGUUGUUAUAGUAACAUCAGUUCCGCAUCCAGAUUUAUAAAUUAGUUGAGCAGCUACGGGAUAAUACUACUGUUAAGUGUUAAUUGAGUUGUGUUUUAGGCCUGCUGUAUAUUCUUUAUCCAUUAACCAUUUCAUAUACAAUUUUGACUGGGAUCUAUUAUAUUAAUUAUUAUCAUCACGAGCAUCCCUAAAUUUAAUUGUUUAAAGCUAUUUGUAAACUAGUAAAAUCUUUAUCGAAUUAUUAAGUUUUAUACCGUAAGUUUAUACUGUUAUACGUUCUAUGAUUUUAUACUGUUUCCAAAAAAUGUGUAUCAUAGGGAAUUUUCUUUUAUUUUGUAUUUAACAAUUUUAUAUUCUUUUUAUAUAUUACAUGUUAUAAAGGAUUUAUAUUUUGAUAUUACUUAUUCUUGGUCGCAGAAUGGUUUUUAUAACA
Messenger RNA from Bolinopsis microptera, 5054 nucleotides. Its product is annotated as titin-like. Gene Ontology annotation, molecular function: peptidyl-aspartic acid 3-dioxygenase activity; protein binding. Gene Ontology annotation, cellular component: endoplasmic reticulum. The record is from RefSeq and is a predicted model, not a curated record. Lineage: Eukaryota; Metazoa; Ctenophora; Tentaculata; Lobata; Bolinopsidae. The transcript has 13 exons. The coding region runs from base 36 to 4661 and encodes 1541 amino acids. Gene Ontology annotation, biological process: peptidyl-aspartic acid hydroxylation.